Molecule: messenger RNA, 3274 nt
Organism: Lemur catta (Ring-tailed lemur)
Lineage: Eukaryota; Metazoa; Chordata; Mammalia; Primates; Lemuridae
Gene: TDG
Product: thymine DNA glycosylase
Exons: 10
Coding region: 223-1458 (411 amino acids)
Biological process (GO): base-excision repair, AP site formation
Cellular component (GO): nucleus
Molecular function (GO): mismatch base pair DNA N-glycosylase activity
Source: RefSeq, a predicted model, not a curated record
GCUCCUGGGAGGCGGAAGUGCCUCAAAGAAGGGGGGGCCCUUGGAGGGGUGUGCGGGAGAGGCCUGGGGGAGGAGCUUGAGGCCAGCUGCUAUCCGGCUCUUGCCAGCAAUCGGGUCCAAGUCUGUGGUAUUGUCGUAUCUCCGUGUGUACAUCGCCUGCUACAGAGACCGGUGGCCCGUUUGCCUGGCAGGAGAAGCCGCCCGCGCGAGCGGCCUCGGGGAAUGGAAGCGGAGAACGCGGGCAGCUAUUCCCUUCAGCCAGCUCCAGCUUUUUAUACCUUUCCAUUUCAACAAAUGAUGGCUGAAGCUCCCAGUUUGGCAGUUCUGAGUGAACAGCAAAUGCCAGCAGAAGUUCCAGCCCCAGCUCCUGCUGAAGAACCUGUACAAGAGCCUCCAAAAGGAAGGAAAAGAAAAUCCAGAACAACAGAACCAAAAAAACCAGUGGAACCCAAAAAACCUGCUGAGUCAAAAAAAUCUGGCAAAUCCACAAAAUCAAAAGACAAGCAAGAAAAAAUUACAGACACGUUUAAAGUGAAAAGAAAAGUGGACCGUUUUAAUGGUGUUUCAGAAGCUGAACUUUUGACCAAGACUCUCCCUGAUAUUUUGACCUUCAAUCUGGACAUUGUCAUUAUUGGCAUAAACCCAGGACUCAUGGCUGCUUACAAAGGGCAUCAUUACCCUGGACCUGGAAACCAUUUCUGGAAGUGUUUGUUUAUGUCAGGGCUGAGUGAGGUCCAGCUGAGUCAUAUGGAUGACCACACUUUACCAGGAAAGUAUGGUAUUGGGUUUACCAAUAUGGUGGAAAGGACAACGCCAGGCAGCAAAGAUCUUUCUAGUAAAGAAUUCCGUGAAGGAGGACGUAUUCUAGUACAGAAAUUACAGAAAUAUCAGCCACGAAUAGCAGUGUUUAAUGGAAAAUGUAUUUAUGAAAUUUUUAGUAAAGAAGUUUUUGGAGUAAAGGUUAAGAACUUGGAAUUUGGGCUUCAGCCCCAUAAGAUCCCAGACACAGAAACUCUCUGUUAUGUUAUGCCAUCAUCCAGUGCAAGAUGUGCUCAGUUUCCUCGAGCCCAGGACAAAGUUCAUUACUACAUUAAGUUGAAGGACUUACGAGAUCAGUUGAAAGGCAUUGAACGAAAUACAGACGUUCAAGAGGUGCAAUAUACAUUUGACCUACAGCUUGCCCAAGAGGAUGCAAAGAAGAUGGCUGUUAAGGAAGAAAAAUAUGAUCCAGGUUACGAAGCAGCAUAUGGUGGUGCUUAUAAUGAAAAUCCAUGCAAUAGUGAACCCUGCAGCUUCUCUUCAAAUGGGCUAACAGCUGACAGUGCUGAGUUAACAGGAGAAUCAGCUCUCCGUAACAUUCCAAAUGGGCAGUGGAUGACCCAGUCCUUUACAGACCAGAUUCCUUCCUUUCAUAAUCAUUGUGGAACUCAAGAACAGGAAGAAGGAAAUCAUGCUUAAGAAUGGCGUUGCUCAGCUCUGCUUCAAUGCUGCAGUUUUAAUGCAGUUGUCAAGAAGUAGAACCUCAGUUUGCUAACUGAAGUACUUUAUUAGUAUUUUACUCUAGUGGUGUAAUUACAGUACAGAACAGUUGUAUGGUAGUAUGAACUCUAUGAACCUAAGUAGCUUGGAAGAAAAAAGUAGGGUUUUUGUAUAUGAGUUUUUGUAUCAUUCCAGCUUUUUAUAUACUAUAUUUCAUUUAUGAAGAAAUUCAUAAUUUCUUUCGGGAGUCACUUUUGUUCUGUAAUUUUAAAAUACAACAGUCGGGAUAUUUAUAGUUGAGUCUUAACUGUCCGUACACCCAGAUAUACCGUUAGCCCUUUUAUGUCUAAGAAGGGGGGUGCUAAUAACAAUUACCACAGGUAAAGAGGCAAAGGUGCUGGUUUUCAUAUAUGAAGUUAACUGUCAGUGGAGUCUCAUUUGUUACAUUUUAGAGCUCCUUGAAUCAUACGCACACUCUGACCUCUUUGCUUUACCGCUGGUGAGUGUUUGUGAGAGUUGCUUAGUAGUAGAAAUGUAGAGUGUGGCCUUGCAGUAGCAAAGCUAGCCUGCCCUUACCUGACAGGGCACUGGGCCCUGGCUUUGGCCUCCUCACUCCUGUGUGUUAAUCCUUGAAUAGGCAGUAACUAUUCUGGGAUGGUAGGUUCCAGAGAAUGCAUAGACCUUUUACAUUUUGUUACUCAUCUCUGUUUUACUUGAGACACAUAAAUUUGAUAGAGAAGGAACUGAAUUUCUCUGUCAGUAUUUAUUACCAUUUUAAUUUUAUCCUCCUUGGCUUUAAGGAUGUGACAUGGAAAGUGAUAAGAAAUGAACUUUUCAGGCUGAGCAAGAAGAUAGUGGAGGUGUUUGAUAAUCUUAUUUAAACUGGUGCUUUAUAUAAAGUACAUGAGAUGUACUAAAAUAGAUAAUACAGAAUUUUUCUUGCUAGGUAAAUCUAAUAAGCCAAUAAUUUUAAAAAUUUUUUCUAUUUGCUGUUCGUUACUGUGGACUAAGUGAACCUCAUGGAAAGGUUGGUUUGAAUUAUGUACCUUUGUGAUUUUCUAAUGCAUUUUCCAUGGUGCUACAGUAGUCCAGACUACUAGGUCUGAUACGUAUUAAAGCUGGGUAUUCAGAAAUGCCAUUUGCAUUUACUCCUAAUCACUCUUGAAUAUUCAGAUUUCAUAUAUACCCAGGGAGCAUGCUGUUUUUUCAAUAUAAAAUAUUUAUGAGGUUUUUAUCCACCGGGAGGUUAUAUAGCUUGUUCUUCUCUUAAUAGUAAGAGAAAAAAAUUGUUGUGAAUCUUAACAUGCUUUUUAGCUGUAGCUAUGAUGGAUUUUAUUUUUCCUAAGGUCUGGGUCAAGCUGUGUAAAAGUCAUUUAUGUUAUUUAAAUGAUGUACUGUACUGCUGUUUACAUGGACCUUUUGUGCGGGUGCUUUGAAGUGCCUUGCAUCAGGGAUUAGGAGUAACUGAAUUAUUUUUUCAUGGGACUAUGUGAAGCAUGUAACUGGGUAUUGCUUUGGUAUAUAACUAUGGUAGCUUUACAUAGACUUUUUUAUGUGAAUGAGGAAAAUACCCUUUAAAUUAUGGCAGACACUCACUAGAGAAUGUGUUUGAGGAUUUUCCAAGCAUACAAUAAUGGUGUUUUUCGUUAAACAUGACAGAUUAGUAGUAAAUGUUGAUAUAUCCUGUACAUGACAGUAUGAGACAUUAUCAUUAAAUAAUAUUGAAAGGUUUUAAAGUUCAUUUGAAAGUCUGAUGGUUUUUACAAUCAAAAAUAAUAAGAAUGGUUAUCCUUAA